Messenger RNA from Eubalaena glacialis (North Atlantic right whale), 1417 nucleotides. It is a transcript of the gene TSLIG1, whose product is annotated as zinc finger and BTB domain containing 8 opposite strand. Gene Ontology annotation, biological process: tRNA splicing, via endonucleolytic cleavage and ligation. Lineage: Eukaryota; Metazoa; Chordata; Mammalia; Artiodactyla; Balaenidae. The record is from RefSeq and is a predicted model, not a curated record. The transcript is spliced from 7 exons. Gene Ontology annotation, cellular component: tRNA-splicing ligase complex. The coding region runs from base 515 to 1018 and encodes 167 amino acids.
UCGAUUGCGCGCGCGCGGGGUUGGUGAGAGUGCGCCUCUCGGGGUCACGUGAGAGGUUUAGUCCGCACUCUCCUGGGGGCAGCCAUUUUCUUGAAGGAUGUUACGCUAGCGAUCUCUUCAAAGUAGGACUUUAGAUGAGGAGUCUAAGAUGUUUUCGGGUCUAGUUGUCAACUCUGGGGGUGAGGCUGCAAGAAAAGGCUUCUAUCAGACCUCGAGGUGUCUAAUUCAAGUGUCCCUUGCUCCUAGGUCCUCCAAUUUAUUUGUUCCCUUAGUUCUUAGAAAGAACUAUUGAUGAAGCAAGCCCAGAAAAUGAGGCCUUGGACUUUUAAAGAUCUCCUCCAAGCGGCGGGACCUAAGACGGUAGUCUUAGGGGAUUAAGUCAGUCCUCGAGAAUGGAGUCCUGGCCCUUUAAGGGUGUGUGUCAAGGGGCGGAGUCCAGGGCGGAAGUUGUAAGUCCGGGCCGAAGUCCGGCUGAUGAAGGGCGGAAGUUGAGUUUGGGGCCCAAGCAGCAGUCAUGGCGCUGGAAAAGGAAGAUGUUAGAGAUUACAAUUUGACUGAGGAGCAGAAGGCGAUCAAGGCCAAGUAUCCUCCAGUCAAUCGGAAGUACGAGUAUUUGGAUCAUACAGCUGAUGUCCAGUUACACGCAUGGGGAGAUACUCUGGAGGAAGCAUUUGAGCAAUGUGCAAUGGCCAUGUUUGGUUAUAUGACAGAUACUGGGACAGUGGAGCCCCUCCAAACAACAGAAGUAGAAACCCAAGGAGAUGACUUACAAUCUCUUCUGUUUCACUUUUUGGAUGAAUGGCUUUAUAAAUUCAGUGCUGGUGAAUUCUUCGUAGCCCGGGAAGUAAAAGUACUUAAUAUUGAUCAAAGAAAUUUCAAAUUACGGUCAAUUGGGUGGGGAGAAGAAUUCUCAUUGUCCAAGCACCCUCAGGGAACUGAAGUCAAGGCAAUAACAUAUUCAGCAAUGCAGGUCUAUGAUGAAGAGAAGCCAGAAGUUUUUGUGAUCAUUGACAUUUAAGACACACACAAAAAAGAGACUCCCUCUGAAGAACUGUUUUUUCUCUUCCUUUUGAGAAGAUACCAUGAUAUAAAUUCUACAGUAUCUGUUAAUAUAUGGAGAUUUGCAGAACAGAAAUUUUUAACUUAAAGUGUGACUUUCAGAAAUGGAAAAUCUAGAUACAGUCUUGAUCUGUGUUAUCCAAAUAUUCAAAGUUUAAAGAAACCUUUAGGUGGCAAGUAUGGUUCCUCAUUUGUUAAUUCCCUGCUGUAGCAGCAGGUGCCUUACACCCUUCCCAUGGAAUGCCAGCCCUCCAGCCUGGUCCCAGAAAGGAUCAUUGAUCUAAGAGCAGCCUGAGAGACUCUGAAGCCCCCGUGUUCUUACUGAAUGCAGCUUGAAAAAAAAAGAAAUUUGAGGAAU